AUGAUCUACUCAUAUUUUAUGAUCAUUUUCAUCUACUUAGAUGCAUUAUUCGAAUCAAUUGCACUCGUCAGUAAUUACAACGAUUUUCAACAAUUUGUUGACAAUUCAAUAAUUCUUGUAACAAUGAUUGGAAUAUGUGGAAAAAUGUUUAAUGUAAUUAUAAAAUCUAAAGAAAUUAUUCAAGUCAUAAAUAUCCUCAAUUCCUAUCUAUGCUGCUGUCAAGAUAGUGAGGAAAAAAAAAUUCAGGAUAAGUUUGAUAAGAUGAUCAAUUACAGAACAUUGGCGUUUUUAGUUGUAACAGAAUCAGCUGUGAUAUUAACAGUCAGCGUAUCUGUGAUGCGUGACACGCCAAAUCGAAUUAUGUUUUUCAAUACAUGGCUUCCAUUUGAUGCAUCAACAUUUUUUGGAUACUGGAUUGCUUAUACCCAUCAAGUUUUAGCUCAUUUUUUUAGUGCACUGGCAAAUGUGGCUUACGAUACUUUAAUACCUGGUUUAAUGCUUAAAAUUUGUGCUCAACUGAGUAUUCUUGAGUAUCGAUUAAAAUUGUUGGCCAAAAAUAAUUAUUCUUCAGAGUCAUUGAAUAAUAUUAAGCAGAGAGAAAUUAAUGCUGUUUCAAAAUGUGUCAAACAUCAUCUAAAAAUAUUUCAAUUGGCUGAGAAAACGAACCAAGUUUUUAGUACCAUUAUGUUUGUGCAAUUUUCCAUAAGUACUUUUGUGAUAUGUGUAACAAUUUACAGAUUAUCACAAGUGGAAAUAAGUGAUCCAGAAUUUGCUUCAAUGGCAAGUUACUUUAUGUGCCUGCUCUCACAAAUUUUUGGUACUUGUCUCGCAAGUACCGAGUGCAGUAUAAAGAGUUUUGAUAUAGCGAUGGCAGUUUAUCAAACCGAUUGGUAUAACUUGACUACUGCUACUCAAAAAAGUUUGUUAUUGAUAAUGACGCGAAGUUCUCGACCAUUACGGUUUAAUGCUGGAUACUUUAUUGAUAUAUCCCUUAAUUCAUUCAAUCAACUGAUCAAACUUUCCUACUCAGCUUACAACGUUCUGAAAUAA
Molecule: messenger RNA, 1050 nt
Organism: Microplitis demolitor
Lineage: Eukaryota; Metazoa; Arthropoda; Insecta; Hymenoptera; Braconidae
Product: odorant receptor 46a-like
Exons: 5
Coding region: 1-1050 (349 amino acids)
Biological process (GO): sensory perception of smell; detection of chemical stimulus involved in sensory perception of smell
Cellular component (GO): plasma membrane
Molecular function (GO): odorant binding; olfactory receptor activity
Source: RefSeq, a predicted model, not a curated record